This is a messenger RNA of Eptesicus fuscus (big brown bat), 696 nucleotides long. RefSeq names its product achaete-scute family bHLH transcription factor 1 (gene ASCL1). The record is from RefSeq and is a predicted model, not a curated record. Gene Ontology annotation, molecular function: protein dimerization activity; RNA polymerase II transcription regulatory region sequence-specific DNA binding; DNA-binding transcription factor activity, RNA polymerase II-specific. NCBI's taxonomy places the organism in Eukaryota, Metazoa, Chordata, Mammalia, Chiroptera, Vespertilionidae. The transcript has a single exon. Bases 1 to 696 code for a protein of 231 amino acids. Gene Ontology annotation, biological process: regulation of transcription by RNA polymerase II; developmental process.
AUGGAGAGCUCUGCCAAGAUGGAGAGCGGCGCGGGCCAGCAGCCCCAGACGCAGCCCCAGCAGCCCUUCCUGCCGCCCGCAGCCUGCUUCUUUGCCACGGCCGCGGCGGCGGCGGCGGCGGCGGCGGCUCAGAGCGCGCAGCAGCAGCAGCAGCAGCAGCAGCAACCACAGGCGCCGCAGCUGAGCCCGGCGGCCGACGGCCAGCCCUCAGGGGGCGGUCACAAGUCAGCGCCCAAGCAAGUGAAGCGCCAGCGCUCGUCCUCGCCCGAGCUGAUGCGCUGCAAACGCCGGCUCAACUUCAGCGGCUUCGGCUACAGCCUGCCGCAGCAGCAGCCGGCCGCCGUGGCGCGCCGCAACGAGCGCGAGCGCAACCGGGUCAAGCUGGUCAACCUGGGCUUCGCCACCCUGCGGGAGCACGUCCCCAACGGCGCGGCCAACAAGAAGAUGAGCAAGGUGGAGACGCUGCGCUCCGCCGUCGAGUACAUCCGCGCGCUGCAGCAGCUGCUGGACGAGCACGACGCGGUGAGCGCUGCCUUCCAGGCUGGCGUGCUGUCGCCCACCAUCUCCCCCAACUACUCCAACGACAUGAACUCCAUGGCCGGUUCGCCCGUGUCGUCCUACUCGUCGGACGAGGGCUCCUACGACCCCCUGAGCCCCGAGGAGCAAGAGCUGCUCGACUUCACCAACUGGUUCUGA